CAUUUCCCGGUUAAACACGCCUCCAUCCUCAGCAGCGAGCCAAGCAGCAGCUCUGAUAGUGCUGAGGGUUAAAGAGCAGAAAACUGGAUUUUUAAAAGAAAAACAAGCCCUGAUCUCUGAUGUGUGGAGGAAAAGCACCGAGGGACCCUUCGCUCUGUCUAAAGUUCCUCAGGUGGUCUCAGAUGGAUUGAAUUAAAUCCAUAGAAAUAUGGAGGGAAUAGGAAACCAAGGAAGACGUACAUUCACCUUCCUGCUCCUAAUGCUAAUGAGCAGUGGUGUGUUGACAAUAGAGAUGCAAUGUGAACCCUGGUUCUAUGAAAAUGAUGGAAUAUGUUGCAACAAAUGCCAUCCUGGCUUUAAACUGGUAGAAAAAUGUACUGCCAAUAAAAUGAGUAACUGCACACGUUGUGGUGAGGAUGAAUUCUCAGACCAGAUAAACUACAGCCCUACCUGCAGAAGGUGCAAAAGGUGUAAAGACUCAAAGAAUGAAUAUGAGGUUUCACCAUGUGAAAGACAUAGUAACACUAAGUGUCAAUGCAAAAAAGGCUACUAUAAACAUAACAUUGAUUCAGAAACAUACGACUGUGUCAAAUGUAAAAAAUGUGGAGCUAAUGAGGUGGAAAUACAGCCAUGUACACCUGAAUCAGACACCGUGUGUGAUUGCAAGGAGAACUUUUUCAGAGAGAAGGGCAAGUGUGAGCUCUGCACCCGUUGUACUCUGAACUGCGCACAACACUGUACAACUCCUGUGGUGACAAAAGGUCCUGCCCAUCAUCAUCCACAGUUCGUGAAUUUGAUCAUCGGAUUUGCAGCUGUGGUUGUUUUGCUGGUUUUGGGGAUUUUAAUCACCUUCAUAGUCACAAAGCGGUCAUUCCAUAAAAAGAUGCUGAGUCUGUCCUCCAAAUCAUGUGUCCCGCAAACGGAGCAAAGCAAGGAUUUCCUGGUGACUAUUACUGAGCCUUCAGUGGAAACCAGUCUGAAGGAUGCUGUUGAAACCUCUUUCGGUGAGCAGGAGUUAUCCAAGCUGCCCGACUGUGUCCCAAUGAUCCCCGACUUCAUCUACUCAGUACUGGAUCUGGUUCCCUUGCAGCAGAUGAAGCAGCUGGUCCGCUCUCUCGGUGUAACGGACACAGAGAUCGAGCAAGCAGAGAUGGACAACAGGUACUGCCGGGAGGCUCACUACCAGAUGCUGCGGGUCUGGGUCCAGAGGGCGCCGCGGACAGUCAAAGAGGGAAAGGGUGAAACUAUACACCGGCAGGUUUUGGAGGAGCUCUUAAGCAAACUGAGACAGCUUCACCUGGGCCAAGCAGCCGAGGAACUGGAGACAAAGUAUGCCAUUCAGUGAUGUAAUCUCCACCAACCUGGAUUAAAAAAAAAAAAGCUUACAGAACCAAGUAUUGUUCACAUAGAGACCCUGCAGAAGGUGGAUUAAAGUGGACACGGUGCUAAAACCAAAGCUGCAGUUUUAUUUCACCUGCAAGACUUUUCCUCGGAUCCUCCACACCGUUCACCGUGCCAGCAAAGAAUCAAACGGGACUCAAGCAAAUGGACCAAACAAUUGCAGCUUUAUCAAGAACUGUUUUUAAUGUGAAUGAUUUUAUAUUUACUGAGAUGUAGAUGAGAAGUGCAGCACAGAUUCCCUUCAUCAGUUGUGAAGAUUUAAUGUACUUACUGUAACAAAACUUUACAGUAACAAAAUGUUGAGACUGACUCCACUCAGUUACAACUAACAUGAUCCUCAUUUAUAUAAAAUUCAGGUUUUAUGCCCUGAUCAUCCAGAAUCUGGCUGCAAGUUCAAGAUAAUUUAUUUCUGAGCAUUUUAUGCAGCCAAGAAAAGUUGAACCAACAGAGGUUCAAGUAAACGAAAAAGUAAAAUAUCUGACUUUAAAUGAAUCAGAAAAAACAAAUUUGUGGUUUUCUUGGCUUGCGGUAAGAUUUUAUAGGUCUUGAAAACUGUGGUUAUCUUCUCAUCUAUUGACUUACUUUUGCCACUGUAGAACAAAAUCAAGAAAUAUUCAUUUCAUUCAAUAUUUCAAGCUUUUGAGACUCCUUGUGUAUUUUUUUAAUUGAAGCAGAACAAAAUCCAUUAAGUUUUGUUUCAAACUGAAAACAUAUCCAUAAUAAUUUUUUUAGUUACCUUAGAAAUCUACAAGUUUAACAGGUUUUAUUGCGUUAGUGCAGGAGAGAGUUGGCAGAGAAGACUGAUAAUCAACACUUUGGUGGUAGAGUGAUGUUAUGUCUGAGGUUUCAUUUAAAGUGACCAGGUUUUGAUUAUUUGAGGAUUUAAAUGGGAUCAAUUCUGAGUUUAUGUUAGUUUUGCACCUUUCUAACUACUUUUUGAAAUAUUGUUCCUGCGCAUGUUGUGCAGGUAGACAAUUCAGCCGACGAACCUGAAGUAGAAACAGGAAUUUGACACAAAAUAUUUAUUAACAAAGGCUUUAAAAAAAGAAAAAAAGUGUCUUUGAGUUGGUCAAUAAAACUUGUACAUUUAGAUUUUAUUUAGAGAUGCACCAGUCAGGCUUUUUUCUGGUUCACGCUCUGAUUCAGAUUCCUUUUUUCUAAAAUAUUAAGACUCAUAAAAGAGAAAAAAAUCUGCCGAAGAUGCUUUAGUUUUGAAACAAAAAAAAAAUCACAUUAUUCAAUUAUCUUUUUUAUUUAUGCUUCAAAGUUAAUGAUGCAUUUAAAGACUGAAAAGUUUUGGAGUUUUUUGUCCUGAUGCAUAUGAUGAUUAGGAAAUGUUUGAUUAGAACUGAUCAAAGAAAUAUACAGUUUUGAUCUCAAGCUAUUGAUUGGUGCAUCUCUUACUUUAUUAUAAAAACCUUUUGAUUGGUGCUUGUUCAGAAGAUAAACAACUUUUAUUUUAAACACAUUUUACAAAAAAUGGAUUCAACUAGGUCUGCACUUGUUUUAUUGUGAUUAUAUUGUUGGUCUCUUAUGCAAGAGUUCCACAGUAGAGAAGUUUUAUAUCUCUGAAAUAUAUAAAGCAUUUUUUCUUUACAAAGCUUUAUUAUUUUUGUUAUUAAGAGUUUAAUAGAUUGUAAUUGCUGUGUCAUUUUACUGAGGUCUGCUAAGCUAAAUAUUUUAUAAGUAGUUAAUCUUUUCACUGUAGUAAAUGAACUUAGACAUGCAGAUAAAAUGUGGUCUGGUCAGAUCAAAACUUGUCAUAUUUUCAUAGCAGUUCCCUGUUGUGCAGGACUAGAAAAAAAUGAAAAAGCCAGAUCUGCUUUGUUGGAAACAAUGAAGCCAGGGAAGUGUUUUGUUCCUCCUAAGCGUAGAACAACACUGCUGUGUAUUGCAGGCUUUUCACCACCUCAGUAGCAUUCUUCUAAGCCCCAAUCAUGCGAGCAUUAUCCGUGGCACGCCUUGUCUCAAGUUUGUUUCAGUUUUUAUAUUCAUCCUUGGAGAAGAGCUUGGGAUGGAAGAAGUGUAACUCUAAAAGCACUUUUAUGUUGCUUGAUUCUGUAUAAUAUGUUAGGGUUUUGAAUAAAGGUGUUGUGAAUUUUU
Messenger RNA from Poeciliopsis prolifica (blackstripe livebearer), 3504 nucleotides. RefSeq names its product tumor necrosis factor receptor superfamily, member 1a (gene tnfrsf1a). Lineage: Eukaryota; Metazoa; Chordata; Actinopteri; Cyprinodontiformes; Poeciliidae. Bases 209 to 1345 code for a protein of 378 amino acids. Gene Ontology annotation, biological process: signal transduction; inflammatory response. Gene Ontology annotation, cellular component: mitochondrion; signaling receptor complex; membrane raft. Gene Ontology annotation, molecular function: tumor necrosis factor binding; tumor necrosis factor receptor activity. The record is from RefSeq and is a predicted model, not a curated record. The transcript is spliced from 10 exons.